AGGCUCCGGGUCCGGCCCGGCGGGCACGGGGAGCAGGAGGCGGCGGCUGCAGCGGGGCCCGCUGUGCCGGCCCUGCCGCUCCUCCUCCCGCACGUCCCGCUCAGCCGAACCCGCGCGAAGGUGUCAAACCAUUUACUCCUGAGAAAGCCAAGGAAAUUGUGAUGUCUCUACAGCAACCUGCAGUCUUCUGUAAUAUGGUUGGCGACUGGGCAGCCCUGCACUGGAAUGUGAAAUACCUUUCUGCGGUCUUGGAUGGAAAGACAAUCCAGUUUAGGCUAGGACUGAAGACAGUGGAUUUAGUUCCCCAGUUUGAAACCAGGUGUAGCUACGUGGAGGCUACACUUGAAGAGUUUUUGACUUGGAGUUGUGGGCAGCCUUCUUGUCUCUCUGGACCAUUCAGUUGUUAUGAUUCCUCCAAAUACUGGGCUUAUGCUGACUACAAAUACAUUGCCAGGAUAUUUGAAGACAAGCCAGAAAUUUUCCAGGAUAUAAGGUGGUCUGACUUUGGUUUUCCUGGAAGAAGUGGAAAAGAGAGCACGCUUUGGAUUGGUUCUGAAGGAGCAAACACCCCUUGCCAUUUGGACUCCUAUGGCUGCAACUUAGUGUUGCAAGUAGAAGGAAGGUAACAAGUGCAUAUGCAUACAGCAAA
Messenger RNA from Empidonax traillii (willow flycatcher), 649 nucleotides. RefSeq names its product HSPB1 associated protein 1 (gene HSPBAP1). Gene Ontology annotation, molecular function: 2-oxoglutarate-dependent dioxygenase activity. The coding region runs from base 162 to 626 and encodes 154 amino acids. The record is from RefSeq and is a predicted model, not a curated record. The transcript has 4 exons. NCBI's taxonomy places the organism in Eukaryota, Metazoa, Chordata, Aves, Passeriformes, Tyrannidae.